CGGCACAAAAUUUGGUUUGACAGAGAGAGAUGGAAAGGGCAGAUGAAACAGGAGAAAGAAGGAGUAUCGGGGAAUUAAGAUCAUCGGCGGCAGUGGCAGAAGCAGAAGAAGCAGGGCUAAUCAGACGACGGAGAACAAGCAAUCAGGCACCAGUAGAAGUAUGGCCAACAAUCGAUGGACCUUUAGGAUUAACUGAAGAAGAGUCGUUGAGUUAUGCUCGUAAUUUCUUCAAAUUUGGAUUUCUUUUGCUUCCAUGGCUUUGGGCUGUUAAUUGCUUCUAUUUCUGGCCUGCUCUCACUACUUCAUCCUUCCCUCGUCUUCGCCAGUAUGUAUUCAGAUCAGCAGUUGGAUUUUCAAUAUUCACUGUGCUGCUUUCUUCCUGGGCUCUCACAUUUGCGAUUGGAGGAGAGCGUCUAUUAGGCCCUGUGUGGGAAAGUCUUGUCAUGUACAAUGUUGCUGAGAAAUAUGGUCUCACGUCUUGGAGCUAGUCAAUCACUUACAGCUUCCCAGUAACGAUUCCGUCUUGCAUGCUGAAACAUCACUUUUCUGUGUAUAGUAGUAGGUUUCUUUGAGAAAGGCAGUGACUUCCGUUUUUCUAUUACCAGUAUAUGUCCGGGUGUCUAUCUUUAGUCUGUUAUUUUGGGUGUAGUAGGUGUUUAACCGAUAUGUGCAACUCUACCUCUAUAUAUAUAGAGUUGUCUUGAUUCUUAAUGAUAUAAGCUCCGAUAUGUGCAACUCUACCUCUAUAUAUAUAUAUAGAGUGUCUUGAUUCUUAAUGAUAUAAGCUUGGAUAUAUUAACUCUUAA
Messenger RNA from Papaver somniferum (opium poppy), 806 nucleotides. RefSeq names its product probable gamma-secretase subunit PEN-2. Bases 30 to 488 code for a protein of 152 amino acids. Gene Ontology annotation, cellular component: gamma-secretase complex. The transcript has 2 exons. The record is from RefSeq and is a predicted model, not a curated record. Lineage: Eukaryota; Viridiplantae; Streptophyta; Magnoliopsida; Ranunculales; Papaveraceae.